Messenger RNA from Pogona vitticeps (central bearded dragon), 1172 nucleotides. RefSeq names its product sideroflexin 4 (gene SFXN4). Lineage: Eukaryota; Metazoa; Chordata; Lepidosauria; Squamata; Agamidae. Gene Ontology annotation, cellular component: mitochondrial inner membrane. Gene Ontology annotation, biological process: monoatomic ion transport; mitochondrial transmembrane transport. Gene Ontology annotation, molecular function: monoatomic ion transmembrane transporter activity. The record is from RefSeq and is a predicted model, not a curated record.
UUGCUGAGGUCUAAAAGAGGAGAAGGGAGGCCUGCCGAGGUCUCCGAUGGUUAAAGGAAAGGGGGCUGAGUCCGCGAAGGUCAGGGAGGACUGAAUGACUUGUAAACGGAGGAGGACGGCCGCUGAAUGUUGCUUGCCGGCUUGUACUGCUUUGCAGUCCCCCAUAAAUACUCUGUUUUGACUUGCUUUCAAAGAUUUUGUUGUUGGAUAGACAUCUUGAACCCAUUUUACGUAUUUACAUCAAAAAAGAAAAUUGACAAUGCAAGAAUGCUUUUGCUGGAUGCUAGAAAAAAUAAUACAGACUCCUUACAGGAUGAAAAGAUGAAAAAAGCCUGGAUGCUAAGUGUGGCUUCUGUGAAUCCUGUCAGUGGUGAGAUAAUGCCUGCCAUCUUUAGACCACCAGCUUUCACGCUUUGCACUUUUCCCUUGGUCAUUACUUCUACGUUAAUGAACCGAAACGUACUCCACACAUUUCUGUCACAGACUGCAUUCCAUGCAUACGUUAAUGGAUUUGGCUUAGAAAAUGGGAACUGCAGAAUAAGAACAAAUGAGGCUGGAACAGAAGAUGUCAAGAAGCUUUUCGUCCAGAAUAUUUUCCCUGUCUUUGUGGCAGUCACCUAUUCAAGUCUUAUGGGAACACUUCCUCACUUUUUUAUAAAUCGCUAUAAACCACAGCGUCCUUCUGUGCAAUUUCUCUUCAGGAAUCUUAUUCCAGGUCCACUCACAGCUACCGUCUGUGCACUUAGCCUGUGUGUUGUUAGAAACAGAGAGGCUGAGGAGGGAAUUCAGGUAAUGGAUAGCAAAGGUAACGUCGUUGGAGUUUCUAAGAAGGCCGGAGAAAAGGCUGUGAAUGAGACAGCACUAUCCAGGGCAGCACUCUUUGGUACUGUACUGUUUGUUCCAGACUUGACUUUACACUUUUUAAAACGCAGAAGCAUUUUGCUUCAAAAUCCAUUUUCUUUUACUCUAAUAAGAUGGGCUACAAUCGUUGUAGUCCUUGCAACUAUGAUACCUGUUUCAUUUAGCUGGAUGCCACAACUUAACAAGAUAAAACGAAAUGAACUUGAGCCUGAAAUAGUCUCCUCCACUGAAGAAUCAGAAUUGUUUUACUACAGAGGAAUUUAAUAAUUUGAGUAUUUGUCAACACUGUUCCUGGCAAAAUGAAAUCCAGA